AUGCUCUUCGCUGCAAUCCCCGCCGAGCUCAGAGACCGCGUCUGCGCCUUCCUCCCCAAGAACGACCAGCUCGCCCUCGCCGCCACAUCGGCCGUCUUUCUCCCCGUCGCGCAACGCCGCCUCUACCGCCACUUGGCCGUAUCCCCCGCCGCCCACAACCUCCCCGUCAUCGCCGUCCUUGCGCGCAAUCCACAGCUCGCGCGCCUCGUCAGGACCCUCUCCGUCAACGUCCCCCACGGCGCAGGCCUCCUCAAUGCCUUCUAUCGCGACCUCGCAACAGCUUUGUCUCUGAUGACAGAGCUCAUCGACCUCGAAAUGUGCAUAGAUCCAGCCGCGAGCUGGGUUCUCUCACAUACACCCAAUACCAAGUUCUCCCGCCUGACCCGCUUCUCAUCAACAUUUCCCUUUGACUCCCAUGUCACCAACUUCCUUGAACGCAUCCCUGCUCUCACAGAACUAGAGUUGGACCCCGACCCUGUAUCGUCACACACUGAAACGAUAGCCCCCCUUUCCCCCUCCAUCCUAACUGCCCUCAGUGAGUUCACCGGGCCUUCCCAUGUCGCAAGGGCCGUCGUGCCUGGUCGCCCAGUGCAGAGCAUUCACAUUACCUCGGGAGACCUCACCACGGAGACGGUGCAGAGUCUCAAGGCCGCAACUGCGGAUAUCGUCAUGCUUUGUGCCUCUACCAGCGCGCAGCCAGUCCCCUUCCUCCAAUCCCUGACCCUCCACCUUCCGCGGAUCGUGUAUCUCCGUCUAAUGACAACAUAUACGUUCACCGAGGCGCCUGAUGCUGUAAAUUUUUUUCUUUCCAAUCGCUGUUCUAGUCCUAUUCUGAUCGCCUCUAUCCAGGCCUUCUAUGAAAGCGUCGCGAAUGCACUCAAUACACUACCGGCUCUCGUCACCUUCGAACUGUCAGGAAUGCAUUGGGGAUCAUACACUACCCCCCAGGAAGGGGAUAAACGGGUUUGGCAAUCACAGCCCUUGACAGCUGACUCACCGAGCGAAGCAGACGUGGUCAUAGACGAUGACCUCUACUUUGAUGAGUUCUUUGCCUACUAA
Messenger RNA from Pleurotus ostreatus (oyster mushroom), 1059 nucleotides. RefSeq lists its product as uncharacterized. The coding region runs from base 1 to 1059 and encodes 352 amino acids. Lineage: Eukaryota; Fungi; Basidiomycota; Agaricomycetes; Agaricales; Pleurotaceae. The record is from RefSeq and is a predicted model, not a curated record. The transcript has a single exon.